This is a messenger RNA of Ceutorhynchus assimilis (cabbage seed weevil), 3327 nucleotides long. The record is from the annotation of a GenBank genome assembly. NCBI's taxonomy places the organism in Eukaryota, Metazoa, Arthropoda, Insecta, Coleoptera, Curculionidae.
CUCAAUAGUUAUUGGUUGAUUUUUCUAGUUUUAAAAUAAUAAAGUUUGCCCGAAUAUUCCCGAAUCAGUUCCUGAUUCUCCCAGGUAGGUAUAUUUUUGCGCAAUCUCCAAAAGGACGUAUUCAACAUUUUUAAACCGAUUCAGCCUUGCUUGAGCUUUCAGCCUUCAGCGAUUAUUAUUGUUAGUAGUCUAUCGCAUUCCGAAAAGGAACCAUAAAGUUAACUGAAAAAAAAAUUGUGAAUUUUAUCGAGCACGUUAUUAUGCCUAUGGGAUUGUGGAGAAAGUAUCCUAGGGUACCUUCAAUUAGCGAUUUUCAGAAUGUGGUCUCCUCGACUGGGAGUAUGAUAGUCAUCUCUAACAGGUUGCCGUUUGUACUGCAAAGGAACAAGGAUGGACAACUUGUGAGGAAAGCCAGUGCUGGUGGUUUGGUAACCGCCGUAGCGCCAGUAGUCAUCAACGGCAACGGUUUCUGGGUGGGUUGGCCUGGCAUCCAUUUGGAAAAUCCCAACGAACCGAUUCCAGAGAGCGAUCCCGACGACAUCACUCCCACUGCAGGACUCAAAUCCGACAAAGUGAUAGCAGUACAAAUCGAUCCGGCAGUCUUCGAUUCCUACUACAAUGGAUGUUGCAACGCUACGUUCUGGCCCUUGUUCCACUCCAUGCCCGACCGAGCCAGUUUCAAAGGUGAACACUGGAAAAAUUACGUAACAGCCAAUAAAGAGUUUGCCGAGUGCACGUUGAGAGCUCUUAGACAAUUACCGCGCAACAACACCGAAUCGCCGUUGAUUUGGGUGCACGACUACCAUCUGAUGCUGACAUCUAACUGGAUCAGACAAUAUGCCGAUGAAGAAGGUAUCCCUUGCAAGUUGGGCUUCUUUUUGCACAUACCUUUCCCACCGUGGGACAUUUUCCGGCUGUUUCCUUGGUCUGACGAAAUCUUACAGGGCAUGCUCGCCUGCGACAUGGUCGGCUUCCACAUAACCGACUAUUGUCUGAACUUUGUCGACUGUUGUCAGCGCAAUUUGGGCUGUCGUGUCGACAGGAAGAACCUUUUGGUGGAGCACGGUGGCAGGACUGUUAGGGUGCGCCCUUUACCCAUCGGCAUACCUUUUGAAAGAUUCGUCGAGUUGGCCGAGCAAGCUCCGAGGGUGAUUUCGACCAACCAAAAAAUUAUUUUAGGGGUAGAUAGAUUAGAUUAUACCAAAGGUUUAGUGCACAGAUUGUUGGCGUUUGAGAAGCUAUUGGAAAAACAUCCUGAGCAUUUGGAGAAAGUUUCGUUGUUGCAAAUUGCCGUGCCGUCGAGGACGGAUGUUAAGGAGUAUCAGGAGUUGAAAGAGGAAAUGGAUCAGUUGGUGGGCAGGAUUAACGGACGGUUUACUACACCCAAUUGGUCACCAAUUAGAUACAUCUAUGGUAGUUUGUCUCAAGACGAGUUAGCCGCCUUUUACAGAGACGCGGCCGUAGGUUUGGUGACGCCUCUGAGAGACGGUAUGAAUUUGGUGGCCAAAGAAUUCGUCGCUUGUCAAAUCAACAUACCUCCGGGUGUACUGAUAGUGUCGCCGUUUGCUGGCGCCGGUGAAACUAUGCACGAAGCUUUAAUCAGUAAUCCUUACGAAAUUGAUGAUGCCUCAGAAGUAAUUCAUCGAGCUCUUACAAUGCCCGAAGACGAACGAAUCCUGAGAAUGAACUACUUAAGAAGACGAGAAAAACUCAACGACGUCAAUUAUUGGACGAAAAGUUUCCUAAGCGCGAUGGGUUCUUUACAAACGGCCGACGACCACGACGAAGUCGGUUCGAUUCUGAUGCCCGCAGUAACUCUGGACGAUUUCGACGAAUACCUGGCCAAGUACAUCGGCAACUCGCUGAAAUUGGCCCUUUUGCUGGACUACGACGGUACUUUGGCCCCGAUAGCGCCUCAUCCGGACUUGGCCAUAAUCCCGGCCGAAACUAAAAAAGUCCUGGAAAGGUUGUCCAACCUGUCUGAUGUCUAUAUUGCUAUAGUGAGUGGCAGAAAUGUCGAUAAUGUUAAACAAAUGGUUGGCAUCGAAGGCAUUACUUAUGCUGGUAAUCACGGCUUGGAAAUUUUACAUCCGGAUGGUACAAAAUUCGUUCAUCCAAUGCCUACGGAAUUUCAUAAUAAAGUAGGCGACUUGAUGAGACAAUUACAAGAAACUGUUUGUAAGGAUGGAGCUUGGGUUGAAAAUAAAGGUGCUUUGCUGACGUUCCAUUUCAGGGAAACUCCUCAUCAUUUAAGGGCCGAUUUAGAAACUCAAGCAACGAAAAUGAUCGAAGACGCAGGAUUUACUGUUGGUAAAGCGCACUGUGCCAUCGAAGCCAAACCUCCGGUGCAAUGGAACAAGGGUAGAGCUUCGAUUUACAUUUUGAGAACGGCAUUCGGAGUGGAUUGGAGCGAGAGAAUACGAAUCAUUUACGUUGGAGACGAUGCCACCGACGAAGAUGCUAUGAUGGCUCUGAAAGGUAUGGCAGCUACUUUCCGUGUCACUUCGUCGCACAUAAUCAAAACAUCAGCGGAAAGACGUUUGCCUUCGACCGAUUCAGUACUGACCAUGUUGAAAUGGGUGGAAAGGCAUUUGAGCAGGAGGAAGCCUUCGAUCGAUCCCGGCAAUUACCGAAGAAAUUCGAUGGCAAAAUCAGUUACUUCGGCUGUUCAAAUUGAAAUGUCCAUGCAAGUUCCUGGCAAUUCUAGUCCACCAUCGCCCAGCAAAAGUACGAAUUACUUAAGCCCGACGUCGAACAACAAUUCGAAUAAUUCCCAUUAGUGAUUUUGUUUUGUGAUCAAUUUUUUUCUUGCUUAUUGUGAAAGUGAAUCCACUCCAAAUAAUAAUUUGUCCCAAAUCUAAGAUUCAAUACUCGUAUUUUUUAUGUAUGUAUAUUAUAUGUUUUUUUUUCAAUAAUUUAUCGUGGAUUCUUUAUAUAUUUAGUUAAAAAGUAAUAUCUUGUAAUCGAAGCAAAAAUAAUUAUUGACCCAAGACUAGAAUUCGUGUAGACUGAUAAAUUGAAUGUUUUGCACAUACGAAGCAGAAUUUAAAAUAUUUAUUUCUUUUAUUGUGAAAUAUGUGUCUUUUUUUUUUAAAUAGUUUUUAAUGUAAUAUUAAUAAUAAUAAUAAUAUACUCUUUGUUGUUCGUUAAGCAAUUGAUUGACGAGCAAACUUUCACUAUACAAAAACCGAUUCCUAAAACAAUAUUUUUAGAUCCGAAGCAAAUAUACAAGAUUUAAUAAUUAUUAUUUUCAUUCUCAUAUAAAUUUUCAUCCCGCACGUCCAUAUUUUAAUCAUAAGAAGUGAAAAAAAAUUAUAUCUUGUUGUC